This is a messenger RNA of Mizuhopecten yessoensis (Yesso scallop), 681 nucleotides long. RefSeq names its product stress protein DDR48-like. Bases 1 to 681 code for a protein of 226 amino acids. Lineage: Eukaryota; Metazoa; Mollusca; Bivalvia; Pectinida; Pectinidae. The record is from RefSeq and is a predicted model, not a curated record. The transcript has a single exon.
AUGAACAAUGACUCAAGUCUGACUAGAGAGUUUGACCACAGUCUGGCCACAAACAAUGACUCAAGUCUGACCAGAGAGUUUGACCACAGUCUGGCCAUGAACAAUGACUCAAGUCUGAUCAGAGAGUUGGACCACAGUCUGACCACAAACAAUGACUCAAGUCUGAACAGAGAGUUUGAACACAGUCAGACCACAAACAACGACUCAAGUCUGACCCGAGAGUUUGACCACAGUCUGGCCAUGAACAAUUACUCAAGUCUGAUCAGAGAGUUUGACCAGAGUCUGGCCACGACUAAUGACUCAAGUCUGACCAGAGAGUUUGACCACAGUCUGGCCAUGAACAAUGACUCAAGUCUGAUCAGAGAGUUGGACCACAGUCAGACCACAAACAAUGACUCAAGUCUGACCAGAAAGUUUGACCACAGUCUGGCCACAAACAAUGACUCAAGUCUGACCAGAGAGGUUGACCAGAGUCUGGCUGCAAACAAUUACUCAAGUCUGACCAGAGAGUUUGACCACAGUCAGACCAUGAACAAUGACUCAAGUCUGACCAGAGAGUUUGACCACAGUCUGGCCACAAACAAUGACUCAAUUCUGACCAGAGAGUUUGACCAGAGUCUGGCUGCAAACAAUGACUCAAGUCUGACCAAAGAGUUGGACCAGUCUGGCCAUGAACAAUGA